Molecule: messenger RNA, 1702 nt
Organism: Vigna umbellata (rice bean)
Lineage: Eukaryota; Viridiplantae; Streptophyta; Magnoliopsida; Fabales; Fabaceae
Source: RefSeq, a predicted model, not a curated record
UUUUCAGUAAUUAUCCACCUUUUAAGCUGUCAGGUAUUAUGACAACCAGGAGCAUCGGAAAGAACUGGGUGACAUUGACAUUGGGAAAUAUGUUGCUGGUGGUAUUGUUGUUUAUAAUCUGGAUACGAAGCAAAUUAAAUGGACUGCAGAUCUUGAUCUGAGUACAGAUACUUCAAGCUUCAGAGCCUACAUAUAUUCUUCCCCAACUGUUGUAGAUUUGGAUGGUGAUGGGAAUCUUGACAUUCUCGUUGGAACCUCGUAUGGCAUGUUUUAUGUAUUGGAUCAUCAUGGUAAGGUUAGAGAAAAGUUUCCUCUUGAGAUGGCCGAGAUUCAAGGAUCUGUUGUUGCAGCUGAUGUCAAUGAUGAUGGGAAAAUUGAGCUAGUUGGUGCUGAUGCACAUGGAAACAUUGCUGUAUGGACUCCAAAAGGAGAUUUAGUCUGGGAAAAACAUCUGAAGAGUCUUAUUCCGCAGGGUCCAACUGUUGGUGACAUUGAUGGGGAUGGCCAUACUGAGCUUGUUGUGCCAACACUAUCUGGGAAGAUUCAUGUUCUGGAUGGAAGAGACGGGUCAUCUAUAGGGCGGUAUCCAUAUCCAACUCAUGGAAGAAUAAUGAAUCAAAUUCUUCUAGUUGAUUUAAAUAAACCCAAAGAGAAAAAGAAGGGGUUAACUAUUGUUACCACGUCAUUUGAUGGAUAUUUGUAUCUCAUUGAUGGACCUACUGGAUGUGCUGAUGUUGUUGACAUUGGUGAAACUUCGUAUAGCAUGGUCUUGGCAGACAAUGUUGAUGGUGGGGAUGAUCUUGAUCUAAUUGUCACAACUAUGAAUGGCAAUGUCUUUUGCUUCUCAACUCCAUCUCCUCAUCAUCCCCUAAAGGCAUGGAGAUUGCCUAGUCAAGGAAGAAACAACGUUGCAAAUCUGUACAAUCGUGAAGGUAUAUAUGUUACCCAUCCUUAUAGGGCAUUCCGUGAUGAGGAAGGCAAAAGCUUUUGGGUGGAAAUUGAGAUUGUAGAUAAUUACAGAUACCCAUCUGGGCAUCAAGGACCAUACAAAGUCACUACAUCCUUGCUAGUACCUGGGAAUUACCAAGGCGAGAGAACAAUAAAGUUGAACAAUACCUAUGAUCUACCUGGGAAAUAUCGGAUUAAGCUGCCAACUGUGUCGGUAAGGACCACGGGAACAGUUUUAGUUGAGAUGGUUGACAGAAAUGGACUGUAUUUCUCUGAUGAUUUCUCCCUUACAUUCCAUAUGCACUACUAUAAACUGUUGAAGUGGCUUCUUGUACUUCCAAUGCUUGGGAUGUUUGGUGUGCUUGUAAUCUUUCGCCCACAAGACUCAAUGCCAUUACCGUCAUUUUCGAGGAACAUUGAUUAAUGAUGAUUACUUUAUUUCAUAUCAUAGGCAUCAUUCAAUUCAGAAAAUGUGAAUAUUUUAUGUCAAAUUGAGUAGAAACUCUUAUGGUGUAUGCCUUUGGUGCUGCCCUGAACUUUGAUCAGAGUUGAAGCGGGUUCUUUUCGAGCUGAAGAGUUCUGUGAAGUUGAGGUUACUUUAGAGAUAGUUGAAGAUUGCAAGAGUGAAUUAUAUUUUAAUGUUGAUGUUGUAGUGUAGUGUAAUCUGAUACCUAAAUGUUUAACUGAGCUACAUACAUUUGUUUUCCAUCUUUGAAGCAAAAUAGAUAUUUAUAAGUAAUACACAGUUUUCUCC